Molecule: messenger RNA, 852 nt
Organism: Sardina pilchardus (European sardine)
Lineage: Eukaryota; Metazoa; Chordata; Actinopteri; Clupeiformes; Clupeidae
Gene: isl1b
Product: ISL LIM homeobox 1b
Exons: 5
Coding region: 1-852 (283 amino acids)
Biological process (GO): axonogenesis; neuron fate specification; positive regulation of transcription by RNA polymerase II
Cellular component (GO): nucleus
Molecular function (GO): DNA-binding transcription factor activity, RNA polymerase II-specific; cis-regulatory region sequence-specific DNA binding
Source: RefSeq, a predicted model, not a curated record
AUGGCGGAGAAUGAUGACGACAGAGAUGAAAGUGCACUAAUUUCCUCAUGUGCGGGAUGUGGACAUCGAAUUCUUGACCGUUUCUUCUUGCGGGUAUCCCCGGAUAUGGAGUGGCAUGCGGCAUGUUUAAAGUGCGCUGAAUGUAAGAAGUCUUUGGACGAGGCAGGUACCUGCUUUGUAAAGGAUGGCAGAACUCUCUGUAAAGAAGACUACUACAGGUUAUACGGAAUUAAUUGCGGAAAAUGUAAAAAAGUGUUCAGCAAAGAUGACUUGGUGAUGAGGACUUGCAAGAAGAUCUACCACUUUGAUUGCUUUCGGUGUGAAAGUUGCAACUGUCACUUGCUCCCCGGAGACGAGUUUCACAUGCGAGAUGGACACCUGCUGUGCACCGCCGAUCAUGAUGUGUUUGAAACGGCGACCGGAGACCUCAACGGGCAUACCCCAGAAAACAUUUCCAAUGCUAAGGAGGACGAAUUGUCCCAUCUGGACGUGGGGUCACUCAAGCGCACCCCAACACCACUGCAGAGGACCACACGGGUGAGGACCGUCCUCAGCAAAAAACAAUUGCACAUGCUUCAGACCUGCUACAGCGCUAAUCCCCGACCAGACGCCCUGGUGAAGGAGCAGUUAGUGGAGAUGACUGGCCUGAGCUCCAGGGUCAUCCGAGUUUGGUUCCAGAACAAGAGGUGCAAAGACAAGAAACGAAGCACACACCCACACCAAACUCCGAUACAGAUCACACAAAAGACAUCUUCCUCAGGGGAGGCAGAUUCCAAGUCAUUGUCCUCUCAACUGUUGGAGACUCCCUGCAGCAGUCUGGUUUCCAGUCCAGUCUCCAGUGCAAUCCAUUAA